CUUAUUAAAGUGAUUUUCGUGUGGAUGACAAUCACCGACGUGAGGAGUUAAUCUGUCUCGGCGGAUGUUGCUGCGGCUGCUAACGUCAAACAAACUUCACUCACGCCGCGGGCAGGUUGCGUUUCUCUCCCAGAACCAGAUUGCCAGACUCCAGGUGGAAUAUUUCUUUUCUCGGUAGUACCAGAGUGAAGGACUUUCACUCAGGAGAGUUGUGAGAGGAGCUCCGUGUUCAUCCCCUCUCCCUGUCCAGACAUCCGGCCAGUAUGUCCAGUGAUCCUCCUCCUCCGUACCCCGGAGGUCCCAGUGCCCCGCUCAUGGAGGAGAAGAACGGACAACCUGCAGUUCCUGUAAGAACUGCUCCUCUUCAGGGACAGCCGUUGCCUCCAGACUACGGUCCUCCGCCCUACGAGGCCACACAGCCAGGCUUCCUGCCCCCACAUGUCCCUGGAGAAGGGCCGAUGCCCAUGCCGAUACUGAUGUCACCACAAGCUGGCCCCUACCCGCUGCCUCCCGGUCACUUUCCUCACCCGAUGCCAGGACACAUGGGGCCCGGCCCCAGUCAAUUUGUCCACAUGGGGGGUCACACGGCAACCGUCCUAGCUCCCCCAGGAGCCGCCACCACCGUGACCGUACUGCAGGGGGAAAUGUUCCAGACCUCACCGGUGCAGACCGUGUGUCCGCACUGUCAACAGGCGAUCGUCACCCGCAUCUCCCACGAUGUCGGCCUCAUGAACACACUCUUCUGCCUCUUCUGCUUCUUCGUGGGGUGUGAUCUAGGCUGCUGCUUGAUUCCCUGUCUGAUCGACGACCUCAAGGAUGUGACACACACCUGCCCGUACUGUAAGGGCUACAUUUACACAUACAAGCGUAUAUGCUAACCACCGACAGCAGUAUGCCACAGAUAUGUGUACAUGCACACACACAUAAAGUUCCUCCUGCUGGUAGUGAGAGCCCCCCCUCCCCAACUCCCCCUCCUCCAUUUUGCAAAGUGUUGUCGCCCUCUUAAUUGUGAGUGUAGUUUUCUGAUUACUUCAGAAUAUUUACUGUACAUAAUCUUUUAGCAUCAUUUUUUUCUUCUUUUCUUUCAUGUACAAACAUGCAUUUGAAAUGUGCAAAAUCUCCCACUUGACCACACAGGUCAUGAUUAUAGGGAACUAAAACUUUGAUUCAGAGAAAGGAACUUUGGUGCAUCUGAUCCUGUUUGGAAACCUGGGAGAAUGUUACACGUGCAAAUGGAAAGAAAAAGAAAAGAAAAAAUCGAUGGAUACACAGCCUCAGCUAGAGAACUGUGAAAAUGGUCACUUUAAUUAUUUGAAUUCAUCUGUAAAUCUUACUCGGAAGCAAAGCAUGUUGAUAUCCAACAUGCUGGGUAAACAUUAUUAUUAUUACCUUGUUUUUUAUUUACUUCAAAUAUUUUAUCCACUUUAUCUUGAGAACUGUAUUCUAACAGAACACUUUUUUCCCUUUUUAUUGUGAAUGCGAGCAAAUUAACUGACCAUUUUAUACAGGCUGGUGACAAAUUAAAAGAAAACCCAUCAAACACAAGUGUCUCCAAAAGCCGUUGGGCCCCUUUGUGGCACCUUGGCACAGGAGCUACAAACCAUUCCUCUAAAAGAUCGUCCCUCUUCUUGGUGUUUUGAUGACAGUGGUGGACUUUGCUGGUGCAACACGUCUCCCACAGAUGUUUAAUUGGUUUGGGAUGAGGAGAAUGUGAAGGCUAUAGCUUGUGAUUCUCCUUCUCCAUCUAGUGACGCCUUGCAACCGAUGGUCAGAAGCAAAUUUUUCAGGUUUCCCCCCUUAAUUUGUCACCAGUCUAAAUUUGCUUGUUUGGGAAAAUACCUGAGAUGUAUGUUACUUGCUGUAUUAUUUAAGAAUCCUCUGGGCUCCAGUGAGCGAUUUCCAGUUGAACCGUUGAAUGUGAAAUGCCCCUCUGUCCACGCUGUUCUUAUUUCUGAGAAUAAAGCCAACUUUUUUGCACUUUAAGUUGAAAUUCACAUUUCCCUGCCCACCCACCCCCCACAACGGAUUCAUAAAAAUAAUGAACUUAUGAAAUGUAAUUUCCAGUGGAUCAUUUUCACUGGAGCGGUGAACUCCACCACACAUGCACUUAUUCAGACUAUAAUAGGAUUAAACUAGAGAUAGCAGACAAGAGUAUCGUUAGGAGACAAUGCAUGACCUCCGUAAUCUAUAUCCUUUGGCCACAUGUUUCCAUCUCCUCACCGAUUCAGCUGGUGGGGUUUUUGCUGCCAGAGUAAAAACAAGUAGCUAGUUUAAAACAGAAAUAAGAACAACUGGUGCCACCACACAUCACAUCACCCUCCUAAUAUGCCUUCAGCCCUUUAGGAAUACCUGCAUUGCUCAGACGCAUGUUAGAUGACACACACAGAUGUCUGUUGACUACGUGUAAUUAGAAAAAAAAAGUAAUAUCUCUAGGGAUAAGUUACAAACAAAUGACUCAUCAAAAAGGAUUUUUUGGAUCCACUGAGUUAAUACAAACAAUGAAAGGACCAUUGUUCCACCAACGCAUGAAUAAUCUGCCGCUCACUGAGCGCAGUGUGUCUGCAUGAGUCACACGUCAAAAUGAAGAAUUAUUCUCACUGUCUUGUUUCUUUGACUGUAAUUUAUUUUAUUUUUUUGAGGCUAGCUUAGCUGUGCAAGAAGGUCCACUCUGAGAUGAAGGAUUGCAUUGAACUUUUAAUACGAAGUACUGUAUGCCAUUGUUGUGGAUAAUGCUGGUCUACAUUGCUCUCUAAAUGUCUGUGAUAUGUAUAACAAAAAAUAGUUUGACUGUUGUAUACAGGUAAUAUUUUAUCAAUAAAAAUCUGAAUAUGA
Messenger RNA from Scophthalmus maximus (turbot), 2832 nucleotides. RefSeq names its product cell death-inducing p53 target 1 (gene cdip1). Gene Ontology annotation, molecular function: zinc ion binding. Gene Ontology annotation, biological process: intrinsic apoptotic signaling pathway in response to DNA damage by p53 class mediator; tumor necrosis factor-mediated signaling pathway. The coding region runs from base 264 to 878 and encodes 204 amino acids. The record is from RefSeq and is a predicted model, not a curated record. The transcript is spliced from 6 exons. NCBI's taxonomy places the organism in Eukaryota, Metazoa, Chordata, Actinopteri, Pleuronectiformes, Scophthalmidae.